This is a messenger RNA of Aspergillus wentii DTO 134E9, 1640 nucleotides long. RefSeq lists its product as uncharacterized. The record is from RefSeq and is a predicted model, not a curated record. Bases 209 to 1480 code for a protein of 423 amino acids. Gene Ontology annotation, molecular function: glycosyltransferase activity. The transcript is spliced from 2 exons. Gene Ontology annotation, cellular component: Golgi membrane. NCBI's taxonomy places the organism in Eukaryota, Fungi, Ascomycota, Eurotiomycetes, Eurotiales, Aspergillaceae. Gene Ontology annotation, biological process: GPI anchor biosynthetic process.
AAACAAAAAAAUGAGACCCUGUGGCUUGAGAUAGUCUUGCGGACACGAGCUUGCCAUAGGAUAAGCCGAAUGAGACCCGCUGUACAACUCCACCACAGCCUGGUGACUCUAGACAUGGUGGCAGGGCCAAGGCUCCAGGAAGGAUUGAACCAAACAGGCCAGAUGAAUCAAAAUCAUUCUCAUUUCUUUCAUCGUCUUCGCAGCCAUCAUGCGACUUCAGCUGCUUCUACAGCGUGUGCUUAAACAACCUGCAGCCCGAGUUUUACUCGCCAGUGUUUUCCUCUACCUCCUCGCCUUUCAAUACUGUCGUCUUCGUUUUUGGCGCGAUCCCCACUCCGCUUUUUUUGACAGCCGCACGGUUUAUGACUGGAAAUAUAGCCUGUUUCGAGAACACCAAGCCAAGCAUUUCAUUUCCAUCUACAAUGCCCCAUCUGAUCCCCCGCCUGUCACGGUAGGCGAAUCGCAUCCUCUACUAUGUGCUGCCGUGACAACUGUAAAGCGUGAUACGGAUGAUUACUUUGAUGCUGCGGUGGGUUCGCUGCUGGAGGACCUCGAUCCCCGAGAGAGACGGGCGUUGCAUUUGAAUGUUUUAUUCGCCGAUACGGAUCCUUCACGACAUCCAAGCUGGGAGCAGAGAUGGGUGGGCCGGUUGGCUGACUCGGCUGGUUCGUAUAAUGUGUCUGACGAGACGAUGGAGCAUUUGAAAGAGUUGGAAGGGAAACGGAACUUUUACGAAAAGGGCGUGUUUGACUACAACUACAUGCUCGAAGACUGUCUCGCCACCAACGCUCCCUAUAUCGCGAUUUUCGAAGACGACAUCAUCCUCGCCGACGGAUGGCUGAUCAAAACCCUCAACGGCCUCACCGAGAUAACCCGCAAAUCACCCCAAAACGCCGACUGGCUCUACCUCCGCCUCUUCUAUACUGAAACCUCGUUGAGCUGGACCUCCUCCGACUUUUGGUAUCGCAAUAUGCCUCUCGCCUUUGCCCUCGUCAUUACUGCCGGUCUUGCAGCUCUUCUCACAAUCCGUCGGUAUCACCCUGGCGCCCGAGCCUCUUAUCUCGACUAUCCAUCCAUCGCGGUGAUAUGCUUCAUCACACUCCCUGCGUUUACGGGAUUGGUGUACAUGAUGGGAAAAUACAACAUCCAACCACUCCAGGGCGUGGUGGAGAUGAAUGCGUACGGAUGCUGCACGCAGGGUCUUGUCUUCCCCCGUGAACAAGUCCCAGGAUUGAUGGCUUAUCUACACAAACGCGGAGCCGGACAGACGGAUAGCAUGAUUGAAGAAUAUGCCGGUGAGACAGGAUUAACGCGGUAUGCGCUGGCACCGCAACAAAUGCAGCAUGUAGGCUUGCGGUCGAGCCGUGAUAACACUGCCCUCAACACGCAGAGUACAUGGGCGUUUUGGUUUGAAGAAAGUGACCCUGCAGUAUUGGCCAAAGAACACGAGAAGCUACUAAAAGAGGGAAGCUUGGUUUAAUGAUUCAUAUACCCAUAUACUCAUUUCUAUCUAAGACCAUCUAAGAACAAUACUAUAUUAAUACCAAAAAAGCAUCUAUCCAUAAAUCAUGCCAAAGCCUUAUUCUCCUUCAAGAACACCUUCAAGUCCUUCAAUCCCUCCAACCCCUUCGCAGACUCUU